AUGUUUUAUUCAUUUUUCAGGUUAGCACUCUAUGUAUAUGAAUAUCUGCUCCAUGUAGGAGCUCAGAAAUCGGCCCAAACAUUUUUAUCAGAGAUAAGAUGGGAAAAAAACAUCACAUUAGGGGAGCCUCCAGGAUUCUUACAUUCUUGGUGGUGUGUAUUCUGGGAUCUCUACUGUGCGGCUCCAGAGAGGCGGGAGACUUGUGAGCACUCAAGUGAAGCCAAGGCCUUCCAUGACUACAACACUGUGCGGCCUGGCGCCCCUUUGCGCUUGUGCUUUGACCCACGUGCGUGCGAGCGAGCGAGCGAGCGAUUGAAAGUCCAGGGAAGCUUCGCCGUGCUCUGCCUGCCCACGGCUCCGAAUCCGGGCAGAGGCACUGGCAGGCUGCGUGGCCAAGCGGCUGCCCGCGCGCGGCUCAGCUCCUGGUCCCAGCCUCCAGUCAGGAGCGCAGCAGCAGCACCCAGCCCUGUGCUGGGCAACAUCCCCCCGGGAGAUGGCAUGCCAGUAGGCCCUGUGCCACCAGGCUUCUUCCAGCCUUUUAUGUCACCCCGGUACCCUGGAGGUCCCCGGCCCCCGCUGAGGAUACCUAAUCAGGCGCUCGGCGGCGUCCCGGGAAGCCAGCCCCUGCUCGCCAGCGGCAUGGACCCCACGCGACAGCAAGGACACCCGAAUAUGGCUGGGCCGAUGCAGAGAAUGACUCCCCCGCGAGGGAUGGUGCCCUUGGGACCGCAGAACUAUGGAGGUGCAAUGAGACCCCCACUGAAUGCUUUAGGUGGCCCCGGGAUGCCCGGCAUGAACAUGGGUCCAGGUGGUGGCAGACCUUGGCCAAACCCAACAAAUGCCAAUUCAAUACCCUACUCCUCAGCCUCGCCGGGGAAUUACGUGGGUCCCCCUGGAGGUGGCGGGCCACCCGGGACUCCUGUCAUGCCCAGCCCGGCAGAUUCAACCAACUCUGGAGACAACAUGUAUACUUUAAUGAAUGCAGUGCCUCCUGGACCCAACAGACCUAAUUUUCCAAUGGGCCCGGGCUCGGAUGGUCCCAUGGGUGGCUUAGGAGGAAUGGAGUCGCAUCACAUGAAUGGCUCUCUAGGCUCAGGAGAUAUGGACAGUAUUUCCAAGAACUCACCCAAUAACAUGAGCCUGAGCAACCAGCCGGGCACUCCGAGGGACGACAGCGAGAUGGGGGGCAACUUCUUAAAUCCCUUUCAGAGUGAAAGUUACUCCCCGAGCAUGACGAUGAGCGUGUGACGCCCCGAGCCGGGACACGCCGGAGUCGCCCUCGCUCCGCGCAGCCUCCGGAGAGCCUCCUCCGCAGUGUACAGCGUACAGAUCCAGCCGCGCCGCGCCAGCCCGUUUCUGUCCUGCUCUCUCCCCUUUUUUGUGAAGAAAGCGGGUCCAAACGCAAUUCAGACAACUGCACGGAGCGGCACAGUAGAAUUGCCUGAGACCGAACUGCGAAUAACUGUCUGUGUAUGUGUGUGGGCAGAGGAUGCGCCGCGUGUCAGGCGUCACGCGCACGCACGCACGCACGCCCCCGCGCCUCGACCCACGGGACAUUGUAAAAUAUGACGUGACAUCUUACGUAGAAAUCAGUAGGGACUUUUAUUCCAUUCUUUUUUUCACGUUUACAUUUUAAUCAUUCAAAGUCGCUCCUGCCCCUCCUUGAGCAGUUUGUGCUGUGUAUACCACUGCUUUAUAUAAGUUAUUUUUUAAGGUGAACUCAGAUGUUGCGGUUUUGUAAAUGUCUGCGAUCAUGGGUAGGAAUAAAAUCGCUUAUUUGAGAGCUUUCAUUAAAUUGUGUCUGAUGCAAGUCACCGUGAACCUCCGUGUGCUGUCUCAAGAAAUGGAGCGAGCACAGCUCCGCGCUCGCGUGCAC
Molecule: messenger RNA, 1876 nt
Organism: Octodon degus (degu)
Lineage: Eukaryota; Metazoa; Chordata; Mammalia; Rodentia; Octodontidae
Gene: Ssbp2
Product: single stranded DNA binding protein 2
Exons: 17
Coding region: 1-1248 (415 amino acids)
Biological process (GO): positive regulation of transcription by RNA polymerase II
Cellular component (GO): nucleus
Molecular function (GO): protein binding; single-stranded DNA binding
Source: RefSeq, a predicted model, not a curated record